AUGUUGUCCAUCACUGUAGCAACGUUACUCGUUGUUAGUAAUGUUAUUCCGAGGAUACAAGCAGAGGAGCAAGAAGAACGAAAAGCGCAACACAAUGGAAUGCAGAGACCCGUCUAUAAAAGCAAUAGUGUAAUUGAAGCUCUAAAGGUACAGAAAAGAGAAACUCUCAACAUUGUGCCAGAAUCAUACUUAGAGCAGACAAAUCUUGCAGAUAAAUCACAAAGAGGUAAUAGGCUGCGACGAGACUUGCCGAAAUUUGAUAAUUUUCAGGAAGGUCUUGACAAAAAAUUCAGUUCCUUUGAUGCUCCUUCGAACAGGACUGGACAAGUAAAUUAUUUUGCUUCCCGAGUUAACCAAAAAGACAUCACUUUUUCCGAAAGUGACGGAAAAAACAUCGUAUAUGGAUCCCAAGACGUGCAAAUUGGCAAUACUUUUCCUGACAAUCCUAAUGGAACGAAUGUGUAUGGACCUAUUCUCGUACAAGAGAAUAAUACUUAUCAAGGAAAGAAUGAAAAUGCUCAAUACGGAGCUAGUAUUACGCAAAUUGGUAACAGAUAUCCUGAGCAUCCUGGGAAAAAUGAUAUCUAUACUGGUGUAGUCGUUCAGAAUGGUAAUACCUACCCAGUAAAUCCCGGAAAUAAAACCUUGUUUGCAAUUAAUAUUAAUCAAUUUAACAAUACUUAUCCGAAAUCGAUAGAAAAUAACACAGACGCAUUGAAGCCAAUCAUCUAUCAAAGCGGAAACUUUUAUCCCUCUAGCAAUGACUCAGAAGCUGGAAUGAACACCAGAAAUAAGACAGCGAGCCAAGGACGCUCUGUGGAACAGAAUACAUCCGACAGUCACGGAAAUUCAUCAUCUACCAAUUAUGAUUCUGACUCAAGCUCACAUAUAGAAAGUACGACACCACAUAAUGGGGAAAGAGAAGCCUAUGCAAACAAGCACACCGAACCUAACGGACAAAUAAGUUCGUUCGCUCGAUUUUCCGUGGAAGUAUAUCUUUUCAUCGCAUUUUUUAAAUUUACUAUAUUCGACUCUUAA
Molecule: messenger RNA, 1038 nt
Organism: Cotesia congregata
Lineage: Eukaryota; Metazoa; Arthropoda; Insecta; Hymenoptera; Braconidae
Source: the annotation of a GenBank genome assembly